AAGAUGGCGGCAGCUGCGGUUUGAAUUCAAGUGGCGCCGCUUGACUCAGAACCAGAGCUGGGUUGGAGGGGGCGGGGACCUGGGGAGCUGGGCGCGUCACGACAGCCAGGGGAACUGGUGGCGUCGCCAGCCACCGACACCGGUGCCACCGUCACUUCUGUGUUCACGGUGGACUCGGGGAUGGAAGAGAACGUCACCCUGCCCGGGACCCUCAGCGGCUGCAGUGGCCUUCUCCCUGUUCAGCCAGGUGACCUGGAUGGUAUCAGUGCUGCUGGCUCGGGAAAUGGAGUGCUCCCAUGUGUGUCCGAAGAAAAGGUUUCUCCCACCAGAGCCCGGAACAUGAAGGACUUUGAAAAUCAAAUCACUGAACUGAAGAAAGAAAACUUUAACCUGAAGCUCCGCAUCUAUUUCCUUGAGGAGAGAAUGCAGCAGGAGUUCGAUGGCCCCACUGAGCACAUCUACAAAACUAACAUUGAGCUCAAGGUGGAAGUGGAGAGUCUGAAGCGGGAGCUCCAUGAGAGAGAGCAGCUGCUUGUCAAAGCCUCCAAAGCAGUGGCGAGCUUAGCAGAAGGGGGUGGCUCUGAACUUCAGCGCGUGAAAGAUGAUGCUCAGAGAAAGGUGCAGCAGGUGGAAGACCUCCUGAUGAAGAGGAUACGUCUUCUGGAAGGGGAUGUGAAAGCCGCCCAAGCAGAACUGGAAAAGGCCUUUGCAGGGACAGAAACCGAGAAGGCUCUUCGGCUGAGCUUGGAAAGCAAGCUCUCAGCGAUGAGGAAGAUGCACCAGGGGGACCUGGGAAUGGCUGUGGCCCUGGAAGAGAAGGACAGACUGAUUGAGGAGUUGAAGCUGUCUUUGAAGAGCAAAGAAGCUUUAAUUCAGUGCCUUGAAGAGGAGAAAUCUCAGAUGGCAUCUGAUGAUAACGUGUCAUCUGGAGAACUCCGAGGACUCUCUGCCACUCAGAGAGAAGAAAAGGAGAGAGACAUUGAGGCUGAGGAAAGGGGGUGUCAGAAGGAGAGAACUCACUUUGAAGAGAGGAUCCAGGCACUUCAGGAGGACCUGAGAGAGAAGGAAAGAGAAAUUGCUACAGAGAAGAAAAAUAGCUUAAAGAGGGAUAAAGCCAUUCAGGGCCUAACCAUGGCAUUAAAAUCAAAGGAAAAAGAGGUUGAAGAACUUAACUCUGAAAUUAAAGACCUUAAUGCUGCCUUUGCCAAAGCCAGAGUGGGCCCCCAGAAAACGCAGGCUCUGAAAUUCCAGGGGUCUGAGGACCAGGAGGCUGCCCUGAUGGAAAAGGAAGCCCUUUUGGUUGAGCUACACUCGGAAAACCUCACUAAGAGCACCGAGAACCAAAGGCUGCUCCGGAGCAUCAAGAAGGUCACCCAGGAGAAGAAUGACCUGCAACAGGAGAAGCUGAGAUUGGAGAGGGACCUGGAGGAAGCCCGCCAAGAGGGCAGCAGAGGGGCCCGCACCAUCCAUGACCUUAGAAAUGAGGUUGAAAAAUUACGCAAUGAAGUGAACGACAGAGAGAAAGAAGUGGAGAAGCAUUACAAGGGUCUCCUGAGCCAGAGCAGCAAGAAGCUUCAUACUCAAGAGCAGGUGAUCAGCUGUCUGAGGGAAAGUGCUGGCCAGAAGGACCUGCUGGUUCAGAAAUUCAGUGAAAAAGAUUUGGAAGCAACACAGCAGAACCGUUAUUUAAUGACUGCAGAGGAUCUCAAGUUUGGGAGCGAAGGCUUAAUAACAGAAAAGUGCUCUUCUCAACAGUCACCAGGCAGCAAAUUCAUCUUCUCUGAGGAAAAGCAACAAUCAGACUGUGAGGUACUGACUCAGGCCUUAAAAAAGGAGCAGAGCAUCUAUGCCCAUCUGCUGAAGUCUCUGCAGCAUUCAGACAGUGUCAAUGACCUGAAGGCUGAGUUAAAGGAUGUCCUUGCCCUGCGGCAUCAGCUGGAGCAGGAUGUGCUGGCGUACCAGAAUCUACAGAAGGCCCUGCAGGAGCAGCUCAGCGAAAUUCGAAGGCGCGAAGCAGAAGAACCAUUUUCAUUUUAUAGUGAUCAAACAUCUUACCUAAGUAUUUGCCUUGAAGAGCACAGUCAGCUUCAAGUAGAGCAUUUUUCUCAAGAAGAACUCAAGAAAAAGGUCAGCGAACUCAUACAACUCGUGAAGGAACUGUACACAGACAACCAGCACCUGAAGAAAAGCAUUUUUGAUCUCUCCUGCAUGAGUUUCCAGGGAAAUGGCAGACUUGAAUCAACAAAACAAACAGAGCUUCUGGCUAGCAAGGAGGAUGAGGACACAAUCAAAAUUGAAGAGAAUGAUGAGAAUUAUUUCCAGAGUGACCGGCAUUUGGAGCAGAGUAAUGAGAUUAUGGAGGACUAUGCCAAGGGGGGCUGCAAAAAUGGAUAUUUAAGGCACAUGGAUUCCAAGACUUUAGACAGUGCUGGGGCCUCCAUGCCUGGCUGUCCUGGAGAGCAGAGCUUAGAAGGACAGCUCGUGGGCCUGCUUUCCGCUUUCUUCCUCAAGAAGGCCACGCCAUCGCUGGAAUCCAGAAUCAGACCAGACCUUCUACAAGCACUAGGUGAGCUCCUUUUGGAUCGAAUCCACUUGGCAGAGCAGGGGCUUGCUGGAGAUCACCUCAAUAGUGAAGCCGAGAAGAUCCUUAAGCAGGUGGCAGUUCAGCUGAGAGGCGAACUUGGCCAUUCCUUCCCAGCCGACUCAUUCUCCAAGUCACAUGAUGAACUCAAGUCAACUUGGGGGACCUGGAUGACAAAGUCAGGUGGUGAUACCCAGGUGGAGCUGAAGAAUGCCUCAGUGCAGACCGUCACCACAGAAGAUGACCCCCAAGGAUUCAGAUCUGAAGGGAAGAGAGAGUCUUGGGAAGAGAAGCCGGAGGACUUGUGUCACAUGUCAGGGCUGCAGGCCAGUUUCCUCUCAGUCAACAGUGCCAUCAACAAGGAUGCUAAGAAGUUCCAUUUGCCGAUCCUACUAAGAACAUCCCAGUCAUUGGGAAAUAUAUAUGAUCUUCCUGCCUCCCAGGAGGAGGUAGCUCAGCUCCAGGCCCAGAUUCUAGAGCUGCAGGGGGAGCUGAAGGAGUUUAAAACACACAACAAAGAACUUCACUGCAGGUUAAUUCCGGCAGAGGCAAUGAUGAAGGGGAUGCCAGUUCCUGACCCUGCUCUGCCAAAUGCUCAGCCCUCUGCAGGAGCAGCCUACCAAGACAGCCCAGGCGAGCAGGAAGGACCUGACACCACACGCUCUGCCAGGAGAGACAAGAAAGCUGACAGUGACCAAUACAUGCGCUUUGAGCUUGGUCAGAAUUCAAUCCCAAGUGCAUUGAACAGUUCCUGGGUACCAGAUUCUGAAAUUUGCCCAACUGUUGACCUUGCCAUAUUACCAGCAUGUAACGAGAACUCUGAAAGUUUUCAGGACCCAGCCUCUGUAGCCACUUACUUGAAUUCCAAGAGCCAGUUUUCUGUUAAAGUCAGUGCAAUUGGGACUGACCAGUCUGAGAACAUCAAGAUCUCAGAUGAUCCAGAACACUUAAAACAGAAAAUCCGUGACUUGCAAGCUGAGCUGGAAGGCUGCCGGAACUUCAUCUUUCAGCUUCAGAAGUAUGCUCAGUGCAGUGAGGCCAUUAUCACAGUUCUGUGUGGGACAGAAGGGGCCCAGGAUGGCUUGAACAAGCCCAAGGGUGGAAUUGAUGAAGAAGAAAUGACUUUUUCACGUUUGCACCAAGUGCAUUAUGUGAAACACAUGAAAAUCCUGCGUCCUCUCACGCCGGAGAUGAUUGAUGGCAGAAUGCUGGAGAACCUCCAACAGCAGCAGGCAGAGCAGAAGUGUGAACUGCAGAAGGAGCAGAAUUUGAACUUGGAGAUUUUCAGCGAAAUUCAUAACCUGCAGAACAAGUCCAGCCAUCUCUCUCCCUCAAGAUACGAUUCAUUGGUUCAGUCCCAAGCCAGGGAGCUCUCCUUUCAGCGGCAGCAGAUUAAGGAUAGCCAUGACAUCUGUGUCGUUUACCGUCAGCACAUGAGCACCAUGAUCCACGCGUUUGAGGAGCUGCUGCAGGCUAGCGAUGUGGAUGGCUGUGUAGCUGAGGGCUUCCGGGAGCAGCUGAGCCGUUGUGCUGGGCUGCUGGAGCAGCUGGAGAAGCUCUUUCUACAUGGAAAGUCAGCUGGAGUGGAACCAAGUCCCCAGAGUGAGCUGAUAGAGAGGUUCAGAACUGAGAAAGACAACUUAACAUACCAACAUCUCCAGCCUGAAUCUCCUGAGCCUUCUGCCUCUCAUGCCCUGUCGGAUGAUGAAAUGUCAGAGAAGUCCUUCCUGUCUCGAGAGCAGAAGCCAGACAGUGAAACCGAGAAGACCUCAGUGGUGGCAAGCCAUUUUCCUCAAGACUUACUAAUGGAACAUAUACAGGAAAUUCGAACUUUGAGAAAACGCUUGGAAGAAUCUAUUAAAACAAAUGAGAAACUCCGGAAACAGCUGCUGGAGCGGCAGGGGUCUGAGGCUGAUCAAGGUUCCACAAACAUAUCUGUUUACGGUUCAGAGCUGCACAGCUCCCUGAUGUCAGAGAUACAUUUCCUGAGGAAGCAGAACCAGGCCCUAAGUAUGAUGAUUGAGAAAGGGUCCAGAGAUACACAGAAGGAGAAUGAAAAAUUACGAGAGUCCCUGUCCAUGAAGGCUGCGAGUCUUGAGCACCUUCAGCAGGAGUACGCCAAUGUGAAGGGGGAGAACGAACAGCUGCAGAGAGAGGUCAAUGAGAAGGAGAGGCACAACCAGCAGCUGGUGCAAGAGGUCUGCAGCAGCCGCCAGGAGCUGAGUAGGGUGCAGGAGGAGGUGAAGUCGAGGCAGCAGCUGCUCUCACAGAAUGACAAGCUGCUCCAGUCCCUCCGAGUGGAACUUCGGGUGUACGAGAAGCUGGAUGAGGAACACCGAAAGCUACAGCAAGAGGACCGAGGCAAGGCAUCUGGAGAAGGCUGGAAGGGGCAGCCUUCCAGCGACCUGCAUAGCCUCCUGAUAGAGAUACAGGCUCUGCGGGACCAGCUGGAAAGGAGCAUCCAGACCAAUAGCACCCUGAGGAGCAAGUUGGAGGAGCAGCUGUCACAGGGCUUGAAGAACCCCCAAGAAGGGGCCCUCAUUGUGCCUGUUCAGGUCCAGUCUGUACCUGAGUGGUCCCCUCCACUGGACAAACACGAUGGCAACAAAUGUCCCGUGGUCAGUGAUAAUUCAUUCGAUCUAUUUGAAUCCACCCAGGCAGUGGCACCACAGUCAGUUUCUGAGACUCCUCAGCUCUCCAGACAUGAUGUCGACUCCCUCUCCUGUGAUAGCAACAGUUUGACCACCAGUCCCCAGUGUAUGUCCUGUCUGGUUGCUGGCCAACACUUGUGGGCCAGCAAGAGUGGCCACCAUGUCUUGGGCCUGAUUGAGGACUAUGAUGUUCUCUGUAAGCAGAUCAGCCAGGGCCAGAGGCUCCUUGCUGAGAUGGACAUUCAAACUCGAGAUGCUCUGAGCCCCAGAAGUGAAGGUCUGGGGACAAAGGGUCCACACUCUGCGCCUCUGAGCAAGUUUCUCUCCAGCAUGAAUGCAGCCAAGCUGCUCCUGGAAGAGGCCUCAAGAUUGCUGAAGCUCUUCUGGAGAGUCUCAGUCCCCACAGAUGACCAGGGUCCCCUUCACUUUGAGCAGAUUGGAGAAAUGAAGGCAGAGAUCACCAAACUACACAAAAAAUUGUUUGAACAAGAAAAAAACCUGCAGAACACAGCAAAGCUUUUGCAGCAGAGCAAGCACCAGGAGAAAGUCAUCUUUGAUCAGUUGGUCAUCACCCACCAAGUCCUUCGGAAAGCCAGAGGAAACUUGGAGCUCAGGCCCGGGGCUGCCCAUCCAGGAACAUCCAGUCCCAGCAGACCAGGCUCAUGAGGAGAACUUUCAGCUAAUAAAGUUUGUGGCCCUGA
Messenger RNA from Nannospalax galili (Upper Galilee mountains blind mole rat), 5933 nucleotides. RefSeq names its product CDK5 regulatory subunit associated protein 2 (gene Cdk5rap2). Lineage: Eukaryota; Metazoa; Chordata; Mammalia; Rodentia; Spalacidae. The transcript has 38 exons. Gene Ontology annotation, biological process: negative regulation of centriole replication; chromosome segregation; regulation of mitotic cell cycle spindle assembly checkpoint. Gene Ontology annotation, molecular function: calmodulin binding; transcription cis-regulatory region binding; microtubule binding. The record is from RefSeq and is a predicted model, not a curated record. Bases 181 to 5898 code for a protein of 1905 amino acids. Gene Ontology annotation, cellular component: pericentriolar material; perinuclear region of cytoplasm; microtubule organizing center.